This is a messenger RNA of Lymnaea stagnalis (great pond snail), 399 nucleotides long. The record is from the annotation of a GenBank genome assembly. Lineage: Eukaryota; Metazoa; Mollusca; Gastropoda; Lymnaeidae.
AAUAUCUGCCCUGCCCGGUGAGUUUGUCAGGACAUAUCUGACCACUGAUGGCGCGUGUCUGGCCAUGACCAGGGCUUCAGGUGUGUCAAAAGGAUCUGUCCGUUCCUUGGGGACUCUCACCGACCCUGAGCCGCCUCAGAGUUCAACAAUUUUCAGUAAACUUCUGAGGUCUCGUUCCGAAAUGUCAACAAGAAGAAGUAGUCCAGAGAGGUGUGGCCGAGACGUGCAUCAGGAGAAUGAGAGUUUUCACGAGGAAAAAACUCAGAGGCGAUCAACAUUUUUUCAGACUUCCGAGCUCAAUAGCAGUUUGUCUAUCAGUGAAGACAGCCUGGAGGAGGCGAUCAGUGGAGGGUUGGGGGGCUGUGUGGCACAACAUAAACUUGUGUGGAUAGCGUCGGA